AGGAAUAGUAUUUCUGAAAGUCUGGUAAAGUGUAUUGCAGCUCGAAGGGACUGGGACUGUAUGCGAUUAUUAUAAAAGGAACAAAAUGUUAUUUAAUAGUAUUUGGGGUAACUUACUCAGAAAAAAUUCAGUUAAAUGCCAGAAUCUGAAGAAAAAAAUAAGUUUGUUUCGAGAUUUUUCUCUAAACUCAGGAACAAGGGUUUUUGAACCGGAAUAUGAUGUUGUUAUUGUGGGUGGAGGAAUUGUUGGCAUGGCAACAGCCAGAGAGUUGAUCAUUAGGCAUCCACAAUUGACCUUCGUUGUUUUAGAAAAAGAAGACAGAUUAGCUGUUCAUCAGAGUGGAAAGAACAGUGGUGUUAUUCAUGCUGGUAUUUACUAUACUCCUGGAUCUCUCAAAGCAAAACUUUGUGUGGAAGGUCUGGAGAAGUCCUACAAGUACUUAGAUGAGCAUAAUAUUCCUUACAAAAAGUGUGGCAAGUUGAUAGUGGCAACAACGCCACAAGAACUUCCACGUCUUCAUGCAUUGCUUGAAAGAGGCCAGAAAAAUAAUGUUAGAGAUCUUAAAAUGGUUGAACAGAAGGAAAUUAAAGAGAUUGAACCCAAUUGUACAAUAAGUGUGAAUUGUUCAAUUGAUGUUGGUGAAAAUAUCAGUCACAUUCAUCAAAUUGCCAACAUUUUCAUAAGUCCUUUAUCUGUGGAUGAUGUUAAAGCCAUUGUCCAACAUGUGGUUGGCUCAUUGAUGCUACCUGGACCCUCUUAUUCUGCCUCUACCUCACAGUUCCCUUUCCCUGCCUUUAAUACUGAUGCUGAUGAAGACGAUUUUGAAUGGCUUUUUCCACCUCCAGGCUUUGCUUUGUGUUUCUUCAUGCCUUCUGAAGAACAACUGCAAUCUUCUUUGGGUUUUCAGAACCUCAUUACCCUG
Messenger RNA from Limulus polyphemus (Atlantic horseshoe crab), 922 nucleotides. Its product is annotated as L-2-hydroxyglutarate dehydrogenase, mitochondrial-like. The annotation marks the transcript as partial. Lineage: Eukaryota; Metazoa; Arthropoda; Merostomata; Xiphosura; Limulidae. The transcript is spliced from 6 exons. Gene Ontology annotation, molecular function: (S)-2-hydroxy-acid oxidase activity; (S)-2-hydroxyglutarate dehydrogenase activity. The record is from RefSeq and is a predicted model, not a curated record.